CAUCUCUUGCUUCGCUUUGCAUUUUGCACCAGACCCUACGAUUUCAUAACGUCUACAUCCUCUGGCAACGUGCGCGAAAGACCUCUACCUGCUCAUACCGUUAGAGGGCGUUCAGGCGCAAUAGGCCUACACGUUCUCAGUGCUCACUCCACCCCGAAAUCAUGGCUUAUCAGCCUCAGAAACGUCGCCUGACCCUGAGGAGUGAGGUAGACCAUAGAGAUCACAAGUCGCAGAGAAGAUGCACCGCUUCCUAUGAACGAUAUACAAUCGCUUGGAUCUGUGCACUGCCAAAGGAAAUGACCGCAGCUCGAGCUGUGUUGGACGAUGUCCAUGAACCCUUACACAGGCAGAAGAACGACACCAAUUCGUAUAUACUUGGCAACAUAGGGUGCCACAAUAUCGCUAUUGCGUGUUUGCCAACCAAUGAGUAUGGAACGAAUAAUGCGGUAAACGUCUUGACCAAUCUUACCCGCACCUUCACAUCCAUUUAUCUUAGCCUCAUGGUUGGGAUUGGCGGCGGGGUCCCUGGGGAGGACUUUGACAUUCGUUUAGGCGAUAUAGUUGUUGGUACUCGCGUGGUGCAGCACGAUCUUGGGAAGAUCAUGGGAACUGGGCGAAUCCAACAUACUGCAGUCCCGAGGACUUUGGCCCAUCUAAUUGGCAAAGCUUUAUCGUGCCUACAAGCGGAGCAUCAACCGCAUAGCAGCCGGAUUCCCCUCAUCUUGGAAGAAAAGUUCAAAGCGUAUCCAGCCUACGCCCGCCCAACUACAGCGGAUCGUCUCUUCUCUUCAGCAUACCAGCACAAAUCUCGAGCACAAAGCUGCGAUGAAUGCAGCCCUUCGGCACUGAAACGGAGAAGCGAGCGGAAUACAGAUAAUCCAUAUAUCUAUUAUGGUACCAUCGCCUCAGGAAAUCAAGUUAUAAAAAGCUCAACAGUUCGCGACAAGAUCUCCCAGGAACUCAAUGCCAUUUGUUUCGAGAUGGAAGCGGCUGGCCUUAAUGAUAUAUGUCCCUGUCUGUCAGUACGGGGAAUCUGUGAUUAUUCUGACUCUCAUAAGAGCAAAGAAUGGCAAGAAUAUGCUGCCGCCACCGCUGCCGCAUUCGCAAGAGAAUUCCUGGAAAAGCUCCCUCCUACAGAAGAAAUCUCUGCAAGCACACCAGAGAGUGUCCAAGAACAGGACGAUUGGCUUCGGAACGAAAAGUACAACAAGCUUUUGCGCGAUCUGCGCGAGACUGAUCCUCGUGAUGACAAGAGCCGUAUCGAAGAUACGAAAGGUGGACUGCUGGAAGAUGCGUACCGCUGGAUCCUUGAGAACGACAAAUUUAAAGAAUGGUAUAAUGCUUCCCAGAGUGAGCUUCUUUGGAUCAAAGGCGACCCUGGCAAGGGUAAAACAAUGUUGCUAUGUGGACUCAUCAAUGAAUUUGAGAAAGAGCAUUGUCUCUUGUCCUACUUCUUUUGUCAAGCCACUGAAGCACGAUUGAGUAACGCGACAGCCGUGCUCCGUGGUCUGAUCUACUUGCUUCUUGUUAAAUGUCCUCCGCUUAUCUCUUACAUCGAGGAGAAGCAUGAUCAUGCGGGCAAGCAGCUCUUUGAGGAUGGUAAUGCAUGGCAAGCUCUUUCUAAGAUCUUUACUGCAAUGCUGGAGGACCCAUCGCUAGAUGGCGUGCUCCUGAUUGUUGAUGCACUUGAUGAGUGUUCAACGGACCAAGAGAAGCUCCUUGACUUGAUAAUCAGGUCUUGCAAUGUCAAGUGGAUCGUGACUAGCCGUAACUGGCCGGAAAUUGAACAGGUCCUAGAUCGUUCCACCCAGAAAGUCAGGCUACAUCUCGAGUUGAAUCAGGAAUCAGUUUUCAAGGCCGUUGAGGCAUUCACUGAAUGGAAGGUGGAGAAGUUGGCCGAAAAAAAGCAAUACGACGCAAAGCUCAAAAGCGACGUCAAGGGCUAUCUAGCUGAGAAUGCUGAUGGCACGUUCCUAUGGGUUGCUUUGGUUUGUCAAGAACUUUCAGAUGGCAAGGUGCUCCGCAAAUGUCAUACCCGCAAAAGGCUGGAGGCAUUUCCAAAGGGUCUCGACUCGCUGUACGGAAGAAUGAUGGCAUACAUCUCUUCUUUAGAUGAUGCAGAGAUAUGUAGAGAGAUACUAGCUCUUGUGUCUGUCGUGUAUCGACCAGUGACCUUGGCUGAGUUAGAAACUCUUCUAGGGCCACAGUAUGAUGGUGGGGAUGGUGACCUGCGAGAGGUUAUCGGUUGUUGUGGUUCCUUCCUGACAUUGCGGGGAGAUGCUAUCUAUUUCCUGCAUCAAUCGGCCAAAGACUUCUUGGUCAACAAGGUGUCAGACCAGAUUUCCCCUUCAGGCCUUGCACAUCAACAUGAACUGAUCUUCGAGAGGUCAGUGCAGGCACUAUCGGAGGCCCUGAAGCGUGACAUCUGCCAACUCGACCGACCAGGAUUUAGCAUCAAUAAUGUGUCACCAGAUAUCCUCCAGACAUUGCAUCCCAUUCGUUACUCGAGCGUUCAUUGGGUAAAUCAUCUCUGCGACUCGGAGGCCAACAGGGCGAGCAACAGUCUGAAAAGCGGUGGCGAUAUUGACAUAUUCAUCCGAAAGAAAUAUUUGUACUGGCUGGAAUCUCUUGGUCUCAUAGAAAGCAUAGUGGAAGGAGUAAAGGCCAUGCAUAAGCUCGAAGAUUUAGCUACUAGAUUACACGCACCAGAGCCAGUGACGAAACUACUUCAAGAUGCUCGCCGUUUUAUCCUCGCCCACAAGCGAGCGAUCGAGAUCACUCCAUUGCAAGCCUAUGCCUCGGGACUAGUCUUUAGUCCAGAACGUAGCCUCAUUCGAGAGCUAUUCAAGCAUGAAGAGCCAGAAUGGAUGAGUCUGAAGCCAAAGAUGGAUAAGAACUGGGAUCAUUGCCUACAAAUCCUUGAGGGUCAUGACGAGACCGUCAAGAUAUGGGAUAUAGAAACAGGCGUAUGUCGACAUACUAUUGAGGUCUAUGAUGGCUUUAUCCAUUCUGUUACUUUCCUACCAGACGGGCAAAGUCUCGCAUCCGCUUCACUGAGUAUUAAGAUAUGGAACACGAGAACAGGAUUAUGUCUACAGACGCUAGAGGACCAUGAUGCAGACGUGAGAUCACUGGCUUACUCUCCAGAUGGCCAGUAUCUUGCAUCGGGAUCCUCUGAUGGGACAAUUAAGAUCUGGAGUUUAGAUACGUGGGAAUGUCUCAAGACUCUGGAGGACCGCUCUUACACUGUCACUUCACUGGCUUUCUCACCAAAUAACCAUCGGCUUAUAUCAGGAUCAGUUGAUACUACGGUUAGGAUCUGGGAGAGGAAAUCAUUCUCAUGUUUACAGACACUACAGGCUCACGAUGAUAAAGUAGUGUCAGUAGCCUUCUCGCCAGAUAGUAAGCGUCUUGCGACAGUCUCAAGGGAUGGUAUGAUUAUAAUCUGGGAUGAGUCGACACGCUUUAGUCUUCCAAUGCUGAAAAUAUCCUCGCGUUUCGGGAUCGCAAUCUCAAUAGCUUUCUCAGCGGAUGGUGAACAUCUCGCUCUGGGUACGUUCGAGCCCAUGAUAGAUCUCUUAGAUGCAAAGACCGGCACAAUUCUACAGACUCUGGACGGCUUUGGUGAUUCUGUACCGUCUGUGGCCUUUACGGCUGACGGGCAAUUUCUUAUAUCAGGCUCAGGGGAUGGUUCAGUCAAGAUAUGGGCUGCGUCAAUCGACGGAUGCCCGCCAACAGUUGACUGUCAUAAUGAGAGAGUGAAGUCUUUGGCCAUUUCGGCAGAUGGCUUGCGAGUCGCGUCAGGAUCAGACGAUACUACUGUCAAGAUCUGGGAUACUGAGACAGGAAUAUGCCUUCAGACACUCGAAGGCCAUCGCAGCGCAACACAAUUUGUGACCUUUUCGGUGGAUAGUAAACGCUUGGCGUCUUGCUCCAGCGAUUGGACAAUCAAGUUGUGGGAUACUAUAGCUGGUGCAUGCCUCCUUACACUUCAGGGGGAUGGAAUGAUUUUCUCAGUGGCCUUCUCAACAGAUAAUCAAUAUAUUGUAUCAGGGUCGAGUUCAAACACAGCCAGGAUCUGGAAUGCAGCAACGGGUAAAUGCCUAUAUGCCUUUGAGCAUGACGAUCAUGUGACAUCAGUUACCCUCUCAGCCGACAGUCGGUGUCUCGCAGCCGGCCUAGGGGACGGGAUGAUUAGAAUUUGGAAGAUCAGAGAGCAGAACUUCCAAAUGCUACAGGGUCAUGCCCGACCGGUAUCAUCAGUAGCCUUCUCGGUGGAUUCCCAGUAUCUCGCAUCAGGCUCGUUAGAUGAAAUGGUUGGGAUCUGGGACUUAGAACAGUGCAUCUGUCUGCACACAAUCAACAUCGGUAAAGCCUUCGAUCGCCUAACUUUUGACCUAUGGACAAACUCUCGGAUCUACACGAAUAUCGGUGCUCUGAACUUAGAAGUACCAAACUCAACGCCUGAUGUCAACGCCGAGUCACUUGGGAUAGCUGCCUUCCCAACUUCUGAUUGGCCCACCCAUUAUAUUCAUACUGAUUGGGAAUGGAUUUUGAAUCAUGGUGAAAACGUACUUUGGCUCCCGCCCAAUUAUCGUACCAAGCUCUCGGCUGUUUUUAAAUCAACUGUAGCUGCUGGUUAUGAAUCAGGUCGGGUACUAAUAAUGAGGUUUUCUCAGAAUAGAGAUAGUUGGCAGUUAGACUAG
Molecule: messenger RNA, 4706 nt
Organism: Fusarium verticillioides 7600
Lineage: Eukaryota; Fungi; Ascomycota; Sordariomycetes; Hypocreales; Nectriaceae
Exons: 3
Coding region: 162-4706 (1514 amino acids)
Biological process (GO): nucleoside metabolic process
Molecular function (GO): protein binding; catalytic activity
Source: RefSeq, a predicted model, not a curated record